Messenger RNA from Suncus etruscus (white-toothed pygmy shrew), 1142 nucleotides. Its product is annotated as C-C chemokine receptor type 2-like. Bases 48 to 1142 code for a protein of 364 amino acids. Gene Ontology annotation, cellular component: membrane; cytoplasm. The transcript has 2 exons. NCBI's taxonomy places the organism in Eukaryota, Metazoa, Chordata, Mammalia, Eulipotyphla, Soricidae. Gene Ontology annotation, biological process: blood vessel remodeling; chemotaxis; inflammatory response. The record is from RefSeq and is a predicted model, not a curated record. Gene Ontology annotation, molecular function: C-C chemokine receptor activity.
UGACGCAUUGUGCUACUUAGAAGAGGCUGAACACUGGGCAAAGGGAGAUGGCAGUCACCCACAUGCCUUCCAUAGCUUAUCUUUCCACCGCUACUCCCAGUGGUCAUGAGGAAGGACCCUCCACCAAUUUUUACUAUGAUGACAAUGAACCCUGUCGGAAAACGGAUGUGAAGGAGAUUGCAGCCAAGCUCCUGCCUCCUCUCUACUCACUGGUGUUCAUCUUUGGUUUCCUGGGCAACCUGUUGGUUGUCCUCACGCUGAUCAACUGCAAGAAGCUGAAGAGCAUGAGCGACAUCUACCUUCUUAAUCUGGCCAUCUCUGACCUGCUCUUUCUCCUCACUCUCCCCUUCUGGGCUCACUAUGCAGCAGAUGAGUGGGUCUUGGGGGAUGCCAUGUGUAAGCUCUUCACAGGGCUGUAUCAUAUUGGCUAUUUUGGGGGCAUCUUCUUCAUCAUCCUCUUGACCAUCGACAGGUACUUGGCCAUUGUCCAUGCUGUGUUUGCUCUAAAGGCCAGGACUGUCACCUUUGGGGUGGUGACCAGCAUAGUCACCUGGGUGGUGGUCAUACUUGCCUCACUCCCAGGAAUCAUCUUUACCAAAUCCUACGAGGAAGAUUUUCGAUUCUUUUGUGGCCCUCAUUUUCCAGUUGGGUGGAAGAAUUUUCAUACAGUUAUGAGGAGCAUCCUGGGCUUGGUGCUACCACUUCUGGUAAUGACUAUCUGCUACUCAGGAAUUCUCAAAACCUUGCUUCGAAGCCGGAAUGAAAAGAAGAGAACCAAGGCUGUGAGACUCAUCUUCAUCAUCAUGAUCAUGUACUUCCUUUUCUGGACCCCCUACAACCUCGUCCUGCUUCUGAACACCUUCCAGGAAUUCUUUGAGCUGAGUAACUGUAGUAGUACUAAGCAGCUGGACCAGGCCAUGCAGGUGACAGAGACUCUGGGAAUGACACAUUGCUGCAUCAACCCCAUCAUCUAUGCCUUCGUUGGGGAGAAAUUCAGAAGAUACCUCUCUGGAUUUUUCCGCAAGCACAUCGCCAAGAACCUAUGCAAACAGUGCCCCAUUUUCUAUAGAGACACAGCAGAUAGGGCAAGUUCCACGUACACACCCUCCACUGGGGAGCAGGAUGUCUCGGCUGGUCUAUAA